GUCUACUGUUCCUGGGGAAUGCUCGAGGUUUACAUUACCUUGGUAUCAAAUUUAAGAUUGCAUCCAUCUGAGAAGAAGUCAUAAUUCUCAAAAUCUCCAAAAGGCUAAAACAGACUUCACUUCAUCUCUCCUUCAUAUCGACCACCACCCGUACUUGUGAACUGCAUUUGUUGCUCAACAGCCAGCCAAUGGUGCUUACCUUCCCCAGAUUAAUGAAACCGCACUUCUGUUCGUACAUGCCACUUCCCAAGAGUUGCAUUCCUUCACAGAUAGCUUGACUUGUUACUUCUCUUCGAUUUCAUACACAAUCAUUUUUCUACCCCUUUUGCCAAAAGUUUUACGACACUCACGAUUUUCAAAUACCACGACAAGCUUCGACAUUCAAUCUCUUUCCUCUCUACUCUCUAUUUGAUAUAGUGAUAGUGAUAUACACCCUCGGUAGCUGUUGACCCCACCAUACCGUACUGUUCACCGCGUUCCUAGGUCCAGGCCCCCGAUUCCCUUGUAUAAUUUGCUCUUCCGCAGAGUAAAGAAUCCGACGAAUUUCUUUCCGUUAUUAGUAUAUGAGACGAUAACGGGCAUAGCCUGACUCGUGUUUGAUAUCCCACCUCGGACCAUAGGCCAAGUCAAUUCACUUCCGCGAGGAUCCCUCCCUGGGUUGUGAGACCGACAAAAUAUCAGCGGGGUGCUCCCAGUAAAACCUGGACAACAAACCAACAACACAACCUAACACCAGAAGUGGUGUUGUCCCAUUUCUCUUUCCUAAUUAUAUCGAGUUUGAUUUCAAAGGAUGACGCAUGAGAUGAGUGGUGUCGUGGAUCCUGAGACUUUGUACACAAAGCAGAACUGCAUCGGUAUGUCUACACAUACUUUUAUAACUCCGUGCAGAGGCUCAUUUUUAUAGGCGGUGGUAGUUUUGGUAAGGUUUACAAAGGGUAUGUUUCCUUCAAUCCGUCAAUCGCGAAUCCAAUUCUUCACAUAGGCCAUGUACUGAUCUCCAGCAGAGUUGACAAGCGCACUGGGCAGGCUGUAGCAAUAAAAGUUAUCGAUGUCGAAAAUGCCGAAGAUGAAGUCGAAGAUAUUAUUCAAGAGAUCUCUAUUCUUUCCGAAUUACAUUCCCCGUUCGUUACGCAAUAUUAUGGAUCAUAUCUUAGAGGUUCGGAUCUUUGGAUUGUUAUGGAGUUUUGUUCGGGUGGUAGCUGUGGAGACUUGAUGAAGCCGGGUUUGAUACAGGAGGAGUAUAUUUCAAUUAUCAUACGGGAACUUUUACUGGGCUUGGAUUAUCUUCAUGGGGAUAAGAAGCUUCACAGAGAUAUCAAAGGUUCGCGCAAUUUUCCUCUGGCAGCUUGGUUUCAGAUCUGAGGAGCUAACGUUGAGGGGAUAGCUGCCAAUGUUUUACUGGGCGCCAAUGGACAAGUCAAGCUGGCAGAUUUUGGUGUUUCGGGUCAAUUGUCUGCUACCAUGACUAAGAAGAAUACAUUUGUUGGAACACCAUUCUGGAUGGCCCCGGAAGUUAUCAAGCAAUCUGGUUAUGAUCACAAAGCGGAUAUAUGGUCUCUAGGCAUUACAGCGCUCGAACUAGCCAAUGGCGAACCUCCAUACUCCGAUAUCCAUCCAAUGAAAGUUUUGUUUCUCAUUCCCAAAAAUGCUCCACCAAAGUUGGAAGGAAACUUUACAAAAGCUUUCAAAGAAUUUGUCGAAUUGUGCCUUCAACGAGACCCGAGGGAACGUCCGUCUGCUAGAGAAUUAUUGAAGCAUCCUUUUGUGCGAAGAGCCAAGAAAACCUCAUACUUGACGGAAUUGAUAGAAAGAUAUGAACGCUGGGCAGUACAUCAUAAGGGUGACGAUGAUGACUCGGAUAAUGAACGAGAGGAAGCACCCCCACCCAAACCUGUCAAUGAAGACUUAUGGGAUUUCGGUACGGUCCGACCGGUUGGUGGAAGAGUAAAUGGUAGGGUUGGGUUGAAUACUAUGGAUGAAUCUGCCACAAAUGCAAGGGCAUCGAGGUCGUCAUCGGACGAAGACAAUUAUGCAGAGCGUCCGCGACAGCAGUCGCCUUCGAAAACGAAAGAUUCUGGAUAUGUCUCAAGUAUUGAAACUGUCAAAGCGACAAACUCUCCUGUAGAUGCACAACCCAGGCAGCCUUCCCCACAGAGACGGCCUGUUCCAAGUAUGCAGACUCCAAUGUCCCCAACCAGAAUUCCUCUUCCAGCGUCACCAGAGAAGUUUAAGCCUCCAGGAUUGGAAACACCCAGAACGGUCGCGCCGACCUAUAUAAAUAGACAAGUUUCCGAAUCUCCUGAUUAUGAUCGUACAUUGCAAGAGCAACUUCAGCAAGAUAUGGGAUUUUUGAAACUCGGUGAACAAUCUCCUCCCCCAUUGCGAAUACCCCCGUCUACCACUUCAAAAUCAGUACAGUACACAAAUCAAAAUACACCACCUGCAGCAGUACCACGGUCAUAUACACAACAAUCACUACCAAAGCUCGCCCCUAUUAAAUUACCUGAAAUUCCUCCAUUCCGUGGCAGCGGCCAACCUCAACCACUACAACAAAGACUACCAAAUCAAGUACCUAAUACAGAGCCUCGGAAGCAGCAACAACAUCAACAACCACUUCCAUUACCACCUCAUCCUGCAGGGCUUCAAAACAUAAGUCUACGCCAGACAGGUCAGCAGCCAUUACCUGCAUUACCGUCAAAGAAAUUACGCAAUACUCCUUCUCAGGAAAGCAUUUCAUCUCAAUCUUCUAGAGCUCCAUCAUCUAUGCCUUCACCUGCCCCUACUAGCCCUACGGGAGAACUUGAUGCAUUGAACGAUGUGAUAUUUCCUGCUCUUGAAGAAGCACUUAAACGACGUCAGUAUCGCUUACAACAUGCUUUUCGGGCGACAGGAGCUACACCGAAGCAACAGAGAGCGCAAGCUGCUCACGAAAAAUUACGAAAAUUAGUGUAUAAGCUUGCACAUGUGUGCAAAGAAAUCGACCAUUGGGACAAGCAGGAACCAGUGGGUAUGGGGAAGGAUGUGGAUGUCUUUCUCGAAGGAUUAUUAGAAGAGAUUCUCGUCCGGGUUGAACCGGCUGAUGAGGAAGAUCUUGAUGUGAGACGAUGAAAUGCAAAGUUAUGAUUUGAAUGUAUGCUGCAUGAGGAAUGAAGGAAUAUGGUUAUCACGAUGAAUGAAUGGGUCGGUUAGGUACUAGCUGGCCUCUAUUAUAUGAGGCGUUGGUCGGCAGAAUUUGAUAUUCCAAGAGAGCAUGGAGUGUUUUAUGUUGAGUAUUCCAGCUUGCAGGAGAUUUUAUUCAUUAAUAUUAUAAAAUUGAAGAUGAUAACUCCAACCUUUUGUUCACGAGAUGCUCAGAUGUAAUGUCUGGAAUUUUUUUGAUGCUAAGAUAGAUGAAGUCGGAUGCUGUUUAUGGGAUAAGUACAAGUAUGCAUUAAAUGAAGAAGAUCGCUUAAUUAUUGCGAUGUCUCUAAUUCGGGGGUGGGGAUAGUUUUCCUGAUCAACAGCUCUUCUAUUACAGAUGUGUAUACACUAACGUGCAAGGGCAUGCUAGCAACUAUAUUGAUGGGGUAGCAUGUAUUUCUAAUAAGGGCUAUUGUAUUUUCGCAAAACAAUUAUGUUGUGAGGGUGAUACUCUAAUG
Messenger RNA from Sclerotinia trifoliorum, 3638 nucleotides. The record is from the annotation of a GenBank genome assembly. NCBI's taxonomy places the organism in Eukaryota, Fungi, Ascomycota, Leotiomycetes, Helotiales, Sclerotiniaceae.